Cucurbitaria berberidis CBS 394.84 is the source of this 2117-nucleotide messenger RNA. RefSeq names its product autophagy related lipase-like protein Atg15. The transcript has 2 exons. The coding region runs from base 42 to 1718 and encodes 558 amino acids. Gene Ontology annotation, biological process: piecemeal microautophagy of the nucleus; multivesicular body membrane disassembly; macroautophagy. The record is from RefSeq and is a predicted model, not a curated record. Gene Ontology annotation, molecular function: glycerophospholipase activity. NCBI's taxonomy places the organism in Eukaryota, Fungi, Ascomycota, Dothideomycetes, Pleosporales, Cucurbitariaceae.
CGAACCUCGUCCUUUCCGCUCUCCCGAAAUGCCUAUACAACAUGCCCUCGCAUGCACAGAUGCGUAGCUUUUGGACCACCUUCUCCCGUGUUCUUUUUAUUAUUGGCACGCUCGCGCAGGUCGCGUUGCUCGCUGUAAUCUUCCGGUCCUAUGCCGGUGACGAUGUUUCCGGUGCAGCUACGCCUGUAGCUGACGCAGCACCAGUCGCAAAGUCGAAGUCAAGUGGUUUUACUUUGCGACAUCUCUUCCAUCAUGGCGCUGGUAUCCCCGGACCGCGGGCGCGUAGGCUCGAUGUUACGCCUCAGCGUAUCACCGCAGCUGAUGCUGAGUCCCAAGUCGGACCGUUUUCGGUUAGGCUAUCACCAGUGAAGAUCGAAAGGCCUGCAUACCGAUUAUACGACGCUCAAAGCCCCAUGUCUCCGAUGUGGAUUGCCGAGGAUGUUGAAGGUCCUGACGUAGAAGAGAAGGAGACUGUUAUAAAUUUCGCCUACAUGUCUGAGGAUGCCUACAAGGUUGGACAUGACGAUCCGGGGUGGUUGGAUGUUGAUGAGCAAUACAAUUCAUCCAUUCCGUUUGGUUGGGAUGACAGCGGCAUUAGAGGCCAUGUAUUCAGCGACGACACCAACUCCACUAUCAUCCUAUCUGUCAAAGGGACUACGGUCGCCAUGUUCGAAGGGAAUGGGACAUCUGGAAACGAUAAGGAGAACGACAAUCUCUUCGGAUCUUGUUGCUGUGGUCAGGGUGGUGCUUAUCUUUGGCGUCAGGUGUGCGACUGCCAGACUGGUACCUAUACUUGCGACGACAAGUGCGUCAAAGACGAAAUCAAGAAGCCGAACAGAUACUAUGCAGCGACGGUCGAGCUAUAUGAGGAGGUCAUCAAGCUCUACCCCAACGCAAACAUCAUCACGACAGGUCAUAGCCUAGGUGGAGUGCUUGCUUCUUUGAUUGGCUUACAGCAUGCCGUCCCCUCUGUGACAUUCGAGACCUACCCUCAAGCUUUGGCGGCUAAACGCCUGGGUCUACCAACUGCAGGCGAUGUAGCUCCUCUGAGGAAGUAUACUGGAGGUUUCCACUUUGGACAUACAGCGGAUCCUGUUUACAUGGGGACCUGCAACGGGCCUUCGAGUUUUUGCACCCUUGGAGGCUAUGCUUUCGAAACUCUCUGUCAUACAGGAAAGAGGUGUGCUUACGAUGUAGUCAAAGACUGGGGUUGGAGACAAAGCACGUCAACGCAUAGCUUGAGAUACGCCAUCGACAAAGUCUACAAAGUCUACGAUAAGGCGGCGAAAUGCGAGGAUGAGGAUGUCAAUUGUGUUGACUGCUUUCUGUGGAAAUAUGAGAAUGGCACGCACACUAAGCCGACGACUACAUCGACAGCGACAAGCACUACAUCUUCGCAAACGCGAACGGAGACAUGUAAGACGCCAGGGUGGUGGGGAUGCCGCGAUGAGACGGCAACAUCGACCACAUCUAGCACAUUCAGUAGUACAACCACCACCAGCACUUGUAAAACGCCUGGCUGGUUCGGCUGCAAGGACACAACCGCAACCACAACCAUAACCACAACCACUUCGUCGACUGAGCCCACCACAACGACAUGUACGAGCAAAGGCUGGUUCGGCAAAUGUCGUGACAAGGUAUCUGUUACGACAACACCGGCAGUGGAAGGGCAUGCAUACUGGCGAACAGCACCAACUGCGACGCAAACGGCUCCAUAGCUUGACCUUUUGAACGAUAACGUAUAUUUCACACCUAACUCUGCGUUAAUGUGACACAAUUGCUCUAACUACACGAUGGAGCUGAUUCGCUGCCAGCUUACGAGUCAUUCCAAUCAUUCCAAUCUGCCCAAAAGCAACAUACGAGUUGAGCGACUCACCACGUCUUUGCACUAGCUUUAUCUGACUCAAAGCGCACCCCCAUCCGCCCUCGCUUGAGCAUUUCCUGGUGUCAAAAGUUUCCGUACCUCCGAUAACAACUCCAAAAUGGCAUGUCUCAACGUACCGCAUGAGUUUGUUCUAAUAUCGCGUCAUGUCUUUUAAACUGUAUCCGCACGAAGAGCAUAUUUACAUGUACUCGUAGCAGAACGAUAAUACGGAAUCAUCAACUAAGAUAACCGC